CCUCCUGCACCUGUCACUGUGAUCCAAGCACUCGAUAAUCAUCCUCUCCCACACAUCGAUUUUUCUGCGAGCAGCUUGUCAGCCCUGACGUCCAGCUGCACACCGUUCACACAGUUAGCCACAGCACGCUACAUCCGAGCAAUACUCACAAGCUGCAGCCAUGACGGAUCCAAGACUACGGCAAAUAAAGAUCAAAACUGGAAUCGUUAAGAGGCUGGCCAAGGAGGAGAACAUGUACAAAACCGAGGCGAAGCAGCAGGAGGAGAAGGUUGAGCGGCUGAAGGCAGAGGCAGGAGAUGAGUAUGUCAUCAAGAAACAGAUGGAGGUGUUGCAGGAAUCCAAAAUGAUGAUCCCAGACUGUCACCACCGUCUGGUCAAAGCGCACGCUGAUCUGCUUCAGUUAUUAGAAACAGAAGAGGAUCUGAGCGAAUCAGAGGAGUACAAAGAAGCUAGAAACAUGUUGGACUCAGUGAAGCUUGAAGGAUGAUUUCUGAUCUGUUUUCUGUUCUCACUGUGAGGUUCACUUUCUCCCAACAUCCAUUCCUUUGGUCAGGCCCUGUUUGUAGCCUGCAGCCAAUCACAGUGUCUCUUCUUCAUGUAAUUAUUUCAACUGUAAACGUGCCACCACACUUUGUUCGUACCUGUCCUGUGUGUGUGAAAUCCCAUAAGAAGACGAUCAAACAUUCAGUUUAUUACAGAGUGCAAGGCUUUUUCCUACUGACACACAGUCUGGGCUUCAGAGGCAGGAUUAAAAACACACAUUUGUCUGGUGUCUUUUCUGCAGUUACCACCAUCACUGUAAACGCUGUGGCUCCACCGCUCGGGUGAUUUGAAGCCUUUUUUGCACUGGUCACUAUAGUAGACAGUGAAAACCCUGCAGUUCACCAUGGAAACUCCAGUGUUUUAUGAAGUGAGUUUUAGAUUUUUGCAUUUCUUGUAGGUGUGUCUGAGUUCCUAUUUAAGCCUGUAGGACAUUACAUCCCACAAUACUAACCAGAGCUGCAGUUAUUGAUUAUUUUCGAUUGUUUGCAAAAUGCCAAAAAAAAAACCCCAAAAAAACAACUUUUCCUGAGCUGGCACUGUGUGUUUAAAACAAAAAUGUUCAACUGCAAGUGGUAUAAAACAGCUGAAAUGCAGCAAGUGAUCACAUUUGGCUUUUUUCUUUCUUUUGAAGAAACUCUUGUAAUUUUCUUUCAGUCGACCAAUCAUUAAUAAACCGAUGAUUCCAACAGCAA
Molecule: messenger RNA, 1235 nt
Organism: Scatophagus argus
Lineage: Eukaryota; Metazoa; Chordata; Actinopteri; Scatophagidae
Gene: tbca
Product: tubulin cofactor a
Exons: 4
Coding region: 161-487 (108 amino acids)
Biological process (GO): tubulin complex assembly; post-chaperonin tubulin folding pathway
Cellular component (GO): microtubule cytoskeleton; cytosol
Molecular function (GO): beta-tubulin binding
Source: RefSeq, a predicted model, not a curated record